UUCGGCUGUUGGAGCUGCCUGUGUGACUGCUGCGCUGUUACGUACGGGAGCGGUGUGGAGAUGGCGCUGAACUCGGCCUGGAAACAAAUGUCGUGGCUUUAUUACCAGUAUCUGCUGGUGACCGCGCUCUACAUGCUGGAGCCGUGGGAGCGAACAGUCUUCAAUUCCAUGUUAGUGUCCAUCCUUGGAAUGGCACUUUACACUGGCUAUGUGUUCAUGCCUCAGCAUAUUAUGGCAAUAUUGCACUAUUUUGAAAUUGUUCAGUGACAAAGAAUGUCCCAAGCUAGAGAGCAGUUGGAAAUUACGGACCAGAUACCUAAGAAGAACUGACUAUUAAGGAUUUCUACAGUCGACAAAACAAGCAAAACUCUGAAGAUGAGGCAACCAGUUGAACACACACAGAGGAUGCAAUAUGUCCUGAGUGUUGGUGGCAUUUUCUUUUGGUUUUACAAAAUUUCCUUGUAUAGUAAUUUUUGUCUAUGAACAUUGUGAUUGUUUGUACCUUUGAUAUCAGUAUUUUCUUAACUUUGUGACAGUCUCAGUAUUAUACUGUGAAAGCUUUUCUUAUUGCAACUUUUGAGUACAUCUUAAUUGCCUUCUAUUUUUAAUCAAA
Molecule: messenger RNA, 613 nt
Organism: Gekko japonicus
Lineage: Eukaryota; Metazoa; Chordata; Lepidosauria; Squamata; Gekkonidae
Gene: SPTSSA
Product: serine palmitoyltransferase small subunit A
Exons: 2
Coding region: 61-267 (68 amino acids)
Biological process (GO): ceramide biosynthetic process
Cellular component (GO): serine palmitoyltransferase complex
Molecular function (GO): serine C-palmitoyltransferase activity
Source: RefSeq, a predicted model, not a curated record